This is a messenger RNA of Podospora anserina S mat+, 1176 nucleotides long. RefSeq lists its product as uncharacterized. Bases 1 to 1176 code for a protein of 391 amino acids. The transcript has a single exon. Gene Ontology annotation, biological process: lipid droplet organization; lipid storage. Gene Ontology annotation, cellular component: endoplasmic reticulum membrane. NCBI's taxonomy places the organism in Eukaryota, Fungi, Ascomycota, Sordariomycetes, Sordariales, Podosporaceae. The record is from RefSeq and is a predicted model, not a curated record.
AUGUUUACCUGCCCAAACAGGUGCAUGAGCAGGAGGUUUAUCUGCAUUAUGGGUGUGCUCUCCCACCUCUCCCUUCUCCCCUGUUUUCUUAAAAGUCUGUGGCUGACUGUUGAUGGCAGAUACGGCCAAAACCCGGUCGCGUUAACAAGCCUGAAGCUCCUCCCUGACCAACCGUACGAUAUAUCGGUUUCGUUGACGCUGCCUCUGACGCCGGAGAAUACAAAGAGGGGGAAUUUCAUGGUGCUGAUCCACUUGCUGGAUACGGACCUGACGGAGCACACACCUGCUGGGGGGGCGGGGAUGUAUAAUCCUGUUGUGUUGAUGGAUAAGACGACCGGGCAGACGGAUUUGGUGACGAGUCUCAGUUUGGGGCCGUUGAUGAAGUCCUCGACGGUGUUAUUGACAAGUGCGAGGCCGGCAAUUAUUCCUUAUACUGAUCCGUUGGUUUCCUUGGCGAAGAGGAUAUUGUUUUUGCCGUAUCACGUGUUGUUUACGCAACGGGCGGAUGCGACGAUGUUGGAGGUGAAGAUGGUGGAGGGGGUGGCUUUUGGGAGUGGGAGGGGUGACUCUUGGUUGAGAAAGGGACAGGGACAGGGGGAGAAGAUGCCAAGGAGUAUGGUGGUGGAGGUGCAGGCUGGGCAGGGAUUGGGGGUAUAUGAAUGCCGGGUCGAAAUUGUGGCCAGGUUGAGGGGAUUGAGGUGGGUGAUGUAUGAAUGGCGUAUCCUGUCGUUUUUUGGAAUCACGGGGCUCUUUUGGGCGGUAGAGAUGGGGUGUUUGGCGUUGGGGAUUCUGCUUCUCGGGGGUAUUCGUGGUAGCGAUCAACAAAAGCAGAUUGAAGACUGGGAACCGAGGCAGGAACCGACGCUGGAACAUAGUCUGAUUAAGGAGGAAGAUGAGAUGUCGGAUACGGAAAGAACAUUUCCUACUGGGACGGGAGAACCGCCGUUGAGGUAUGAGAGUUCGUCGGGGCUGGAGGGGAAGAUUAAGAAGGAGGAAGGCGAGGAGGGAUUGGACCUCUUAAUGACCAAAUUGCCAGAUUUUGGUGAACAGGGGGAUGAUGAGGAGGAUGGGGAGGGGAGCGAUUGGAAGGACUCGGGCAUUGGGACGAGUACGAAUUAUAGUGAUGCUGCAAAGGGGGAGGCAGGGCCGAGGAGGAGAAGGGUGAGUAAGUCAUAA